GAGGGGCUUGAUCGCUCCAGUGAGAGAGAGCGCGUGGGUGGCAGUGGGAGCAGGAGGCAGCAGCAUGGCCCGGAGCUGACUGACAUCUACAGGAUCUACAGCAGCAGCUGGAUUCUCAGCACGGGGUCAGGACGAGAUGGAGUGUGAGGCCGGAGAGACCACCCCGGACCCUCCAAACCUGAGAAGGUCCGGGAGCCUGGGAGCUUUCAUCUGUGGCCCACAAAAGCUGAGGCUAAAGGAUAUUUUUACAUGGCGGCUCCUGAAGACGGUGGCACUGGGUCAGGUCCUGUCUAUGCUGGUUUGCGGGACGGCGGUGACGAGUCAGUAUCUUCAGACUCUGGAUCAGAAGGCUCCGGUGGAAACUCCCAUGCUGCAGAGCUUCCUCAACUACGUCCUGCUGUUCCUGACCUACACCCUGACCCUGGUAUUCAGGAAAGGUGAUGGAAAUAUUUUCCACAUUUUGAAAUCAAAGUGGUGGAAGUACUUGCUGUUGGCGCUCACAGAUGUUCAAGCAAACUACACAGUUGUGAAGGCCUACCAGUUUACUACCCUUACAAGUAUUCAGCUGCUGGACUGCUUUGUGAUCCCGGUGCUGAUGGUGCUCUCCUGGUUCUUCCUGAAGACUCGCUACAGGCCGCUGCAUUUUGUAGCAGUGGGGGUGUGUCUGCUGGGGGUCGGGGCGAUGGUGGGAGCUGAUCUGUUGGCUGAAAGAGACCAGGGCUCGAAUUCAAAUGUAUUGUUGGGAGAUUGUUUGGUGCUCAUCAGUGCUGCUCUGUACGCGGUGUCAAACGUGGGUCAGGAGUACACAGUGAAGAACCUGAGCAGAGUAGAGUUCUUGGGGAUGAUUGGUCUCUUUGGGACUCUCAUCAGUGGUGUACAGAUGGCUGUACUUGAAAUCGGUCCAAUAGCUGCCAUUGAUUGGGACUGGUAUAUAUGUCUGCUCUUUGUUGCCUUCAUGCUGUGCAUGUAUGGGCUAUACAGUUUCAUGCCUGUGGUGAUGAAGAUGACGAGCGCAACAGCGGUGAACCUCUCCCUGCUGACUGCUGAUCUCUUCAGCCUCUUAUGUGGGAUCUUCCUUUUUGAUUUAAAAUUCUCGGGCCUGUACAUCGUGUCGUUCGUGGUGAUCACUGUUGGCUUCAUCAUGUUUAACGUCGUGCCCACCUACACACCAGACCCACCUGAGAACACUGAGAGAGCUUAUGAGAGUGUUGCCACCUCUGAGGUGGUCCAGGGAGAGGAAGAGAUUAUCCUGGAUGAGGGUUCGGAGAAUUGCGCUCAGAGAGCCUGUGGUCAUGGAGAACCCUGCCCCUCACUCUGUACACUCAGAUACAUGGUAUAGCUCAUGGGUGGGGGACUGGGGUCGGGGGUCUUGCAUAGUUUUGGUGGUUUUCCUGCUUUAACAGACUGCACUGCAGUUCUGAAUGAGCUGGAGAAGCAACAGAAGAAACUGUGCAGGAGUUCAGUCCUGGUGUAGCUCGUUAGCUCACGGCUCUACAGUGUAGAGAAUGUGGUUUUUGAUGCCUCAAUUUUGAAGGCCGUGCCUUUUUACUGUAACCAAAGGCUAAAUAAUGUUACUUUAUCUGCUUUUCCACUGCAGAGCCAAACGGUUCGCUAACCGUGUCAGGGGCCACAGAACCGCUCAGUGGGAGGGGUUUAAAGACUGAGGGAUCUGCCUUGCAUUAGCGACAUUGGACGAGUGUGGUUGACCUGUUCACCAGCAUUGCUAACGCAGCAUUAGCGAUGUUGAAUGAGCCUGUUUGCUCCUAUUGCUAAUGCAGUGUUAGCAAUAUUUGAUGAGCAUGGCCACCUGCACUGCUAAGCCAAUAUUAGUGAUGUAGGAUGAACCUGGUCACUACCAUUGCUAACACAACAUUAGCGACAUUGAAUGAGCAUGGUUACCAGCACUGCUAACGCAAAAUUAGCGUCAUUAGAUUAGCCUGGUCGCAACUAUUGCUAAUGUGAUGUUAGGGACAAUGGAUGAGACCGGUUGCUAGUAUUGCUAAUGCGAUGCUAGCGACGUUGGAUGAGCCUGGUCAUUAGCAUUUGCUAAUGCGGUGUUAGCGAUAUUUGUUAAGCAUGGUGACCAGCACUGCUAACGCAAUGUUAGCGACAAUGGAUGAGCCUGGCUGCCAGCACUGCUAAAGCAACAUUAGCAAAGUUGAAUGAGCCUGGUUGGCAGCAUUGCUAACGCAGCAUUGCUAACGCAACAUUAUCGAGGUUAGAUGAGCCUGGUCACUAGUAUUGCUAAUGCGGUGUUGGCGAUAUUUGUUUAGCAUUGUCUCUAGCACUGCUAAUGUGGCAUUAGCGACAUUUGCAGCCUUAUUUGUCCCUGCAGUGGAAAAGCAGCCUUUGUUUGCUCUGGAUUUUGUGCCUUUCUGCUAAAUGAUUAUGCAUUUUAUAUUUAGAUUUGACACUGCAGUUCUGUUUAAUUUAAUCAGCUUUUUGCAUGUUACCAGGUCAAAUUUGGUCAUAAAUGGUCAAAACACUUAUUAUUGUUAUUUUAUUUGUAAAUAAUUUCUAAUGUUAAAAUCAGGGUUCUUUAUUAUUUUAAUGGUCAGUGUAUUAAUAGAGUGCUCUUUAGUUUCCAAAUCUGUUGCAACUGGAACAUAAUUUGUUAAUAUUUUAUAUAUAUGUUGUUAAGCACUGCUGCUGUUAAUGAUUGGAGGUGCUA
This is a messenger RNA of Astyanax mexicanus (Mexican tetra), 2671 nucleotides long. It is a transcript of the gene slc35f2, whose product is annotated as solute carrier family 35 member F2. The record is from RefSeq and is a predicted model, not a curated record. The coding region runs from base 137 to 1339 and encodes 400 amino acids. Gene Ontology annotation, cellular component: membrane. Gene Ontology annotation, molecular function: transmembrane transporter activity. NCBI's taxonomy places the organism in Eukaryota, Metazoa, Chordata, Actinopteri, Characiformes, Acestrorhamphidae. The transcript is spliced from 9 exons. Gene Ontology annotation, biological process: transmembrane transport.